CAUUAUCCUAAAAAUACUAUACAUGUGAGUGUAUUGAGUAUAGGAAUCCCCUUUUGGAAUACCCAUCUUGUCCAUCUGUCCAUUUACUCAUCUAUUCAUCUAUUCAUCUACCAAUAUCUGUUUUAUCAUCUACGUACGCAAACAAUGUAAUUAUGUAUCUCCUCAACACUCUUUGCUCUUUGUCUGUCUUCUACAUAUCUGUUCCUCGUCUACGGAAUCAUCGGAAUCAUCGAAUCAUUUGUUCUCACGCCCGUCUAAAAGGCAAGAGGUUCAUCUCAAGCCUCUAUCUUCCAAGCAUAAAUAUGCAUUGCACUGUUCAGAAUGAGAUGAAUUAGAAAAUUCAAUCGGCAUUUGUCUCGAUGUUUUUUCAUUCCUUUCUGUGUAAACUUCCUUCUGGAACUUCUCACCUGUUUCAUCUUCAUCAUUAUCAAUAUCCAUAUCCAUGCGUUACUGGACAAAUUCAUUAAGAAGUUUAGGUCAAACAAAUGCAUGAACUGCAUUGCAACUUGCAAGAUAUCUAGUCCAUACACGCCCUUGCGAAGCUAUUAUUAUUCCAUCAUCCCGUUGUUUGACAUUUUCAAGGGAUCCUAGCCGACGACCUUGUUUUAUAUUGUACCGGACUACCAAGGUAAGUUAUAUUUUGGAAUUAGUGUGAUUUCUGAUUUUAUUUCUUUUCCUUGACUGCUGGCUGCUGCAGUUGUGAUCCAAUUCUCAUUUGGUUAAACAAAUUCAAUCAAACAAUUUAAAAAGAAGGGCUGAGGUUCUUGAGCACAAGAUGGACAGGGGAAUCAAUUCACCAUAUCUACACUCCCAGCCCAAAUAUACCAAGGCGCUUCCCAGUACUCCAACAGAAUCGAAAGACUCACAAGGGACGAUCAUGUCGAAAACCUUACCAUCUUUGCCAGAAAGAAGGAGUUCUCUGCCUGAGAGGAAAAACUCCAAGGCAAUGUCAAUUCCACGUCGAGAGGUUGGAAGUACUUCAAGUGCCUCUAAAAAAAGUUCCAUUGCAAGCAUAUCAUCUUCAGGCUAUUCUGACUCGGUACUUUCUCGAAGUCUAUCUGGAAAUAGCAACUUUACCAAGGAUUCACUUAGUUAUGCUGGAUCGGAAUUUCGCAAAACUCCCCCAAUACCAGAGAAAGAUGAACAGACUCAAAUAUCUCUCGAGACACCAAAUAAGGAUCCGGAAAGUCCGAGAUCGACAUCAAGUUUGAGGUCGUCUCCAGGGCAAGAAAUUUGGAGGAGGAGGUCUUUGGUGACUCAAAAGGGAAUUGAGUUUCCUGAUUUGAAACUCCAAAAGAGUAAUGGCUCAACAGCGAGUCCUCCUUCCAAAAAUACCAACGCAGCAUCCGACCGUUCCUUACCCGAAAUACCUGGUCAAUCUCUUCGAUCUAGAGGAUUUUCGGAUAGAGAACGAGGUCCUAUACCAACUCGUGAAGCACCGCAAGCACCAGCAGUUCCGCCGAUGGGAGCAAAAGUUUCGAAGCUGAAAGAUAUCAGCAAACGAAAAGCCACAGAUCAGAUUGAUGAAUCUAGUAGGCAUGGCGACCUUAACACAGAUCAGACCCAAAAUCUGAGAGGAGGAAAUGCGCAACAGUCCAAGAACUUGCUUUAUCCACCUCAGGACGGUCUGCCCACACCAGAAUAUUUAGAACCUGAUAAAAUCCGGAGUCAAUCCUCUACGCGAAAGCUGUUGUCACAAACUACAGUACCUGAUGAUUUAUUACCUUCACCUCAAAUACCCACCAGGUCUGAUGAUGGUCAUGCACACGGCAUUUCCGCGCCAAUAGCAGGUUACCCAUCAACACCACAAGAGUCCUCCAUCGUACCCGACCUUCUUAAUCGCAAUCACUCUCGGGAUCCCUCUGAGACUUUGACUAUCACCUCUCUCCCAGGUGCCGUCCGCUCCCCGCAACCUCAUAAGCCACAUGCCACAAAAACCAUCCUUACACCUCGACCCCCACCCCCGGUCGAAUCGGCAUCCCUCUCGCCAUCUAUCACGUCAACAACUCCUACCAUUACGACAAACCCUCAUUCCCGCCAAACCUCUCGAACUACCACCUCUCGGGCGACGUCUUUGUCUUACUCCUAUUUCCCUUUGUCCCCUUCCGCACUUCCAGCUUCUGCAACAAUUCUAGAAGCACCUCCCAUCACAUUGCAACAUAUCAAUUGUUUCCAAAGUCACAGAUUUAUGCGACGAUCACGGAACAAUAUAUGCCCACUUCAAUGCCAAACUUGCUCGAAGGGAGAUUUCGAACAACAGUGGAAAUGCACCUGGUGUUGCUUGAGAGUCUGUGGUGAUUGCAUGGCUGUUUUGGCAACCGUACGGAAAGACCUAAGAACAUUCUUAGGGCUGAUUGGGAGUGACGUGCUGAACGAAUCAAAUGAAAAAACAGCGGAGGUAGGGAACGAUAUUGGAGAUAGGGUUGAGAAGGAGAAGCAGGAGAAGCAGGCCCGCCGAAUGAACGUAAAGACGUAAGAGAACUUAACAGUCAUGCUGUGGAAUAUUAGAUCUUUGCAGGUGGGGCUUAAUGGUGGUUAUCAUGGGAUCAUGGGGUUUCACGGUCAAAAGAGGUGUUCAAUCAAGAGUAUUCACUUGUCUCAUUGUGCUUAGUAUCGCAGAAGUUCAUUUGGAUGUAUUCCCGGAUCUAGCCUUGCAUAUUCACACACGACGUAUUAGUGAUUGCAGGUAUAGCAAGGAGCUGAGCUUCUUUUGGGAUAAACACGACUCUCUUUUGUGUAUUUGAGUAGUUGAUGAUGAAUGUGUCUGGCAUGUUAGUGAUAG
Messenger RNA from Sclerotinia trifoliorum, 2782 nucleotides. The record is from the annotation of a GenBank genome assembly. NCBI's taxonomy places the organism in Eukaryota, Fungi, Ascomycota, Leotiomycetes, Helotiales, Sclerotiniaceae.